This is a messenger RNA of Torulaspora delbrueckii, 642 nucleotides long. RefSeq names its product DNA 5'-adenosine monophosphate hydrolase (gene HNT3). Gene Ontology annotation, biological process: double-strand break repair; single strand break repair. Gene Ontology annotation, molecular function: double-stranded RNA binding; single-stranded DNA binding; DNA 5'-adenosine monophosphate hydrolase activity. The transcript has a single exon. Lineage: Eukaryota; Fungi; Ascomycota; Saccharomycetes; Saccharomycetales; Saccharomycetaceae. The record is from RefSeq and is a predicted model, not a curated record. Bases 1 to 642 code for a protein of 213 amino acids. Gene Ontology annotation, cellular component: nucleus.
AUGUCUUGGAAGUUUGCCUUGGAACCGUAUAUCAAAAAUCCUGGAGGGUUUGAGAGUGACGAAGUGAUCUUUUAUGAUGAUAAAGUGGUAAUAAUUCGCGAUAAGUUCGCUAAGUCUGUGUGUCAUUUGUUGGUGCUGAUACGGGAUCCUCAGCUAACAAGACAACACCCAACAACUGCGCUCACUUUAAAAGUCCAGAAUGACCUGGAUCAGUAUAUCGAUAGGGCACAGGACUAUGCUUAUAAAGAUUUCACUAGCCGGUAUAAACCAUUGAAACUAGAUCCGUUCUUCGGGAGCGAUGAUGAAUUCAACGAUAAAUACUCAUUUAUCGACAGUUUUAUUCAAGUUGGAGUCCAUAGCGUGCCUUCUAUGGCUAAUUUACACAUUCAUGUGAUGACCAAAGAUCUGAAUUCGGAUAGACUCAAGAAUAAGAAGCAUUAUAAUUCUUUUACUACGGACUUCUUUGUAAAUUGGGACAAGUUGCCGCUAGACCAAGUACCAGAUCCUAAAGCAACUGAAGAACAAUAUUUGAAGAAUCACGAUUUAAUCUGUCAAUAUUGUAGUCAAAAUUUCAGUAAUAAGUUUGCUAAAUUGAGACAACACUUGACCCAAGAGUUCGAUCAGCAUUUCAGAGCUGUUUAA